AUGGGCGAAGGCCGGAACCGUUACUCGGGAUCCAGCUGCACACCCUGUGGCUACAGCCUCUGUCGGGCCUGCCUCCACCUUUUCCGUGAAGAAAUCCAAUUUCCAGUCCACUGCCCUAUGUGUAGGGAACCAUCCUUGACAGAAGGACUUAAGAGCCAGCGCUCCUCACGAAGGUCCCUGAGCUCUCUGAGGAAGCAGAAGUGUGUGACCCACAAGGAGACAAGAGGAUAUUUCUGUGUGGAGAACAGGAUUUACCUCUGUCACACAUUGAGAAAUUCCGUGGACAUUGUCCGAAAGGCCACCUCUUUUCAGUCUCCUUGCAUCGGAAAAAGUCCUCAAGCACUCAGUGCCAAAGCUCCUCAGCAGAUGCACCAGUCUUUUGAGCAUGCUCUGGUUCUUGGGCUGCGCCUGCCGUGGGAAGUGUGCAGCUUUGGAGAAAAACAUAUCUGUGUAUGUCAAGUGAAGGACAAUGUGUUGUGGAGAAACUCGGGGAAACUAAGGCCGGAGAUGGCCCUACAGAGCAAUGAACUAAGAGAAAUGUAUCAGCAGCUGAGAGCAGUGUCCCGGAAACCACCCUUGGUACUGCUCCAGGGUUUGGAUGGCAUGUUCAGAAGGAAGUGA
Molecule: messenger RNA, 621 nt
Organism: Mesocricetus auratus (golden hamster)
Lineage: Eukaryota; Metazoa; Chordata; Mammalia; Rodentia; Cricetidae
Product: tripartite motif-containing protein 43A-like
Exons: 5
Coding region: 1-621 (206 amino acids)
Source: RefSeq, a predicted model, not a curated record